AUGCACUGGGAGUUCGUGGACGGCAACACUGCCAUCUCAGCCACCACCCGAACGCGCAUCCGAAGCCAUGUGGCUCGAGGCAAGAACGCAGGGAGACGCCUCGCACGACCAUCCCGACCGAGCAAAGCGCAUAUUGAAACUCCAUCUUACCUCCGCAUUCCUGCCCUCCUUCAACGUCAGAUUACCAAUGGAGAUCAAGAGACUAUCUGCGACGUCGAAAGACCCAUCACGAGCGGUUUGAUUUUCCCUGUGGAGCUAGCGCCACAGACUCGGGACAUUGCACACAAGGCGCUUGGAUUUCUUCGUGACCUGCGCGGGGCUCCCGGGUUAUCUCAGAUCGUUGAGGAAUCCAGUGCUCCUUUGAUCUGGGUCCAAUACAUGUUCCUCGACGCCGCGUACUUUCAUUCAGUCAUCGCCACAUGCCUGUGGAUUGUACCGGGACUCAUAUCCGAGCAGUGCCGAGACACCGAGGCAUCGCGCCAUUUUUUGCGCACGAUACACCUGAUCAAUGGCCGGCUGGCCGGCGCGAACUCCACCUCGGAUGAAACCGUUGCGGCCGUGGUGGGUAUGGUGCACUACGAGCGACAUCAAGGGCAGUUCGGACGAGCUCUCAUUCACACCCGAGGGCUACGGCAGAUGGUCGACUUGCGUGGCGGGGUUCUCGAACUUGGAUGUGAGCUAACCAGGAAGAUAUUUCUGUGUGAUAUCGAGUGUUCGUUCCAGCUGGGCUGUGCACCGUUGUUCGCGAUUGAAGAGGUUGAUGCUGUGACUUUUUCAACAGGUGACUUUGAGUUGAGACGCAUUGCAACGACACCUGUGGCCGGCCCUCGUGAUUCGAAUACGUGUCUAGCCACACUACUACGGCAUGGGAUGGAUCUUGCGCUCAUUUACAACUCUAUCGGAGCGGGUCAACAACCGAAGCUCACGUAUUAUGCUCAUUUUGAUCUCGUUCUACCCUUUGGCUAUCGGCUUUUACAGUUCAAUCCAUUGCAAGGACCGCGGCCAGUUAGUCAUCUGGACGAUGUCAUUCACCUUGGCUUGAUACUCUUUCUCUGCACUUUCAUUCGACGACUAGACCGUGAGAUCGCUGACAACAAUCUCCUUGCGACACUACUUGGAUCUGUGGCUGAGAAAGUGGAGGCCGAUCGUGGAACCCAGGAAGCACUACUGUGGGCUCUGCUUGUCGCCAGAGCAUCUAUCUUCCAGAGGAAUAUCCCGGAGUGGCUUACGCUGAGGGUCGCAACUCUGAUCCAGAGUCUGGGGCUUGAUGACUGGGAAGAUACUCUAUACUUACUUCGUCAAUAUCCAUGGGUCAAUGCUCUCCAUGAUGAGCCCGCCCGAGGGCUGUGGCAAAGAGUGGCUCCAUCGUAG
Molecule: messenger RNA, 1371 nt
Organism: Aspergillus uvarum CBS 121591
Lineage: Eukaryota; Fungi; Ascomycota; Eurotiomycetes; Eurotiales; Aspergillaceae
Exons: 4
Coding region: 1-1371 (456 amino acids)
Source: RefSeq, a predicted model, not a curated record